Molecule: messenger RNA, 2098 nt
Organism: Oncorhynchus keta (chum salmon)
Lineage: Eukaryota; Metazoa; Chordata; Actinopteri; Salmoniformes; Salmonidae
Product: cytochrome b-245 heavy chain-like
Exons: 13
Coding region: 1-1698 (565 amino acids)
Biological process (GO): superoxide anion generation; defense response
Cellular component (GO): plasma membrane; NADPH oxidase complex
Molecular function (GO): superoxide-generating NAD(P)H oxidase activity
Source: RefSeq, a predicted model, not a curated record
AUGGGCAACUGGAUCAUUAAUCAUGGACUGACAUACUUCAUACUGAAGACUACAAUAUUCCCAAUCCUGCUGUUUAGGUCAUAUUUUCCUGGCUGGAUUUACAUCAACAUAUUCAUUUUCGUCUGGUUCUACUUCUUGUACGACUUGGGGGAUCGGUUUUUCUACACGCGACACCUUUUAGGGUCUGUAUUGGCGUGGGCCAGAGCCCCUGCAGCCGUCCUCAACUUCAACUGCCUGCUGAUUCUGCUGCCUGUGUGUCGGAACCUGCUGUCUCUUGUCCGCGGCUCCUUCGUGUGCUGUGGGCGAACUUUGAGGAAACAGCUGGACAAAAAUAUCAGUUUCCACAAGCUGGUGGCCUACAUGAUUGGCCUGAUGACAGCGGUUCACAUCAUUGCCCAUUUGCUGAACGUGGAGCGGUACUACAACAGUUGGCAUGGAGAGUAUGAUGCCCUCAGCAUGGCCCUGUCCAGACUUAACGACUCGGGCAACACCACCUACCUGAACCCAAUCCGCUCUACAACCACUACUCCGAACCUCCUGGUGUUCACCACCAUCGCAGGGAUCACGGGCGUAAUCAUCACGCUGGCACUCAUCCUUAUGAUCACCUCGUCCAUGGAGGUCAUCAGGCGCAGCUACUUCGAGUUCUUCUGGUUCACACACCACCUCUUCAUUGUCUUCUUUGCUGGGCUGGUCAUCCAUGGAGCCGGACGCAUAGUUCGAGGUCAAACAAACGCCAAUCCACCAUAUAAUAUCACCUUCUGUAAAGAUCAUAUAGAAGACUGGGGGAAGAAAAAGAUGUGUCCCGUCCCUCAGUUUGCAGGGGGGUUCCCACAGACCUGGAUGUGGGUGAUCGGUCCCAUGGUCCUCUAUGUGUGUGAGCGCUUGCUGCGCUUCAUCCGCUACAUUCAGGCUGUCAAAUACAGAAAGAUAGUGAUUCGGCCGUCCAAAGUACUGGAACUGCAGCUGGUGAAGAAUGGUUUCAAAAUGGACGUGGGCCAGUACGUCUUCCUCAACUGCCCAGCCAUCUCCCAGCUGGAGUGGCACCCCUUCACCAUGACCUCUGCCCCCGAGGAGGACUUCUUCAGCGUGCACAUUCGCUCUGUAGGUGACUGGACCCAGAAACUCAUCAGCAUCGUGGAGCAGCUCCCUGAGGGGGCUCAGGGACCGAAUGAGGAUGUGUUUGACUACGAAGUCGCCAUGCUGGUUGGCGCUGGAAUCGGAGUCACCCCCUUCGCCUCCAUCCUCAAGUCCAUCUGGUACAAAUUCAAGGACUCCAACCCCAAGCUACGCACCAGAAAGAUCUACUUCUAUUGGCUGUGCAGGGAGACGCAUGCAUUCGAGUGGUUUGCAGAUCUGUUGCAGGUGCUGGAGAGGGAGAUGGAGGAGAGAGGCAUGGGAGACUUCCUCACCUACAAACUCUACCUCACUGGAUGGGAUCAGAGCCAUGCAACUCAUGUGAUGGUUCAUGUGGAUGCGGACACGGAUGUGGUCACUGGUCUGAAGCAGAAAACCAACUACGGCAGGCCGAACUGGGAUAAGGAGUUUGAACAAGUGUGCCAAGAGAAUCCGACGUCAGUGGUGGGCACGUUCUUGUGUGGCCCUGUGGUCUUAGCUACCGUCUUGUCAAAGAAAUGUGUCAAAUACACGGACGUCGAUCCCCGAAAGACCAAAUUCUACGUCAACAAGGAGAACUUCUGAGCAAAACAAUGUCUAAUCUGCCCCCCAACCAAAGCUGGCUCUUUGGUCUUCCAAAAUGUUUGCAAAGAGUUGUUUUUAAAACUAUUCAUCUGGGAGCUUCUUUAGUGGUGCAGCGGUACUUCUGGCCGGGAUUUCCUUGUUCCAUCGCGCUCUAGUGACUCCUUGUGGUGGGCCGGGCGCCUGCAAGCUGACUUUCGGGUUAAGCGAGCAGCGUGUCAAGAAGCAGUGCGACUCGGCAGGGUCAUGUUUCGGAGGAUGCAUGGCUUUUGACUUCACCUCUGAGUCCGUAGGGGAGUUGCAGCAAUGGGACAAGACUAUAACCAAAUGGAUAUCAAGAAAUUGAGGGGGGAAGAUAUAUUUUUUUACAAGAAUCUGAACAUGACAGAUGCUGUAGAAUAUA